Messenger RNA from Didymodactylos carnosus, 377 nucleotides. The record is from the annotation of a GenBank genome assembly. NCBI's taxonomy places the organism in Eukaryota, Metazoa, Rotifera, Eurotatoria, Philodinida, Philodinidae.
GACGUAUUAUUACCGAUAUUUACAAUCAACUCUCUGAGUUAAAAUCUGAAUUUUGUGAUCCUUUAGAGGUUUAUCGUGGACAAUUAAUGAAACGUUUUGAAGUACUAAUGCUAAAAAAAAGUUCUGGUGGACUUGUAUCAGUAAAUUCGUUUUUCUCGACGAGUGAAGACAAACACGUUGCUGAAAUGUUUUCUGGACUAGGAGCCUCUCGUCCGUUUUUAGAAUCCGUACUAUUUGAAAUAAUGAUUGAUACAACAAUUAAGGCAAAACCAUAUGCAAAUAUUAAAACAGAACAUAUUCAAUAUGAAAAUGAAGUACUGAUGUCUAUCGGCACCGUAUUCCGCAUACAUUCUGUUAAUUUUGAUCCAAAAAGUUAA